Exophiala aquamarina CBS 119918 is the source of this 1596-nucleotide messenger RNA. RefSeq lists its product as uncharacterized. Lineage: Eukaryota; Fungi; Ascomycota; Eurotiomycetes; Chaetothyriales; Herpotrichiellaceae. The transcript is spliced from 6 exons. The record is from RefSeq and is a predicted model, not a curated record. The coding region runs from base 1 to 1596 and encodes 531 amino acids.
AUGCUGUCAAGACACGUUCUCCCCUGGCUUGUCAACCCCCUUUUGGGCACUGCCUUUGGCUCAAAAAGCGGGCCGCCUGCUCCUAUUGUCAAGAUUAAUGCUGGCAUGCUUGUCGGCACGACGACUACUAUCGCCAACACCACUGUAACCGUCAGCGAGUUCUUGGGCGUUCCUUUUGCAGCCUCUCCCACUCGUUUUGCGCCGCCUACUCGCGCUACAUCUUGGUCAACUCCAUUGCAAGCGACUGCAUAUGGUCCUGCAUGCCCUCAGCAGUUCAACUACCCUGAUGAACUCCGUGAAGCGGAGAUUGCCUGGUUCAAUACACCACCCCCGUCGGCUGGCGAAAGCGAGGACUGCCUAAACCUUAACAUCUACGUCCCAGGAACUCCGGGGAAUAAUAAAGCCGUCAUGGUCUGGAUAUAUGGCGGAGCGUUGCAAUAUGGCUGGAAUUCAUUUCACCUUUACGACGGGGCUAGUUUCGCCGCUAAUCAAGAUGUCAUCGUCGUGACCAUCAACUACCGAACAGGCAUUCUGGGAUUCCCUGCUGCUCCCCAGCUUCCAAUAACACGACGAAAUCUAGGUUUCCUCGAUCAAAGAUUCGCUUUGAGUUGGGUACAGCAGAACAUCGCAGCCUUUGGUGGUGAUCCUGGGAAGGUCACAAUAUUUGGACAGAGCGCGGGGGGGAGAAGCGUCGACAUCCUCGUGACGUCUAUGCCGCACAACCCACCUUUCCGAGCGGCAAUUAUGGAGUCCGGUGUGGCUAACUACAACUUUCCCAUGGGAGAUUUAUCCGGACCCUGGAACACCACUGUUCAAGCUCUCAACUGUACCACCAGUAUCGAUAUCUUGAAAUGUAUGAGAAGAGUCGAUCUCGCCACCCUGAUGAACACGAUCGAGCAUCUUGAAGUUGUGUUUGAGUAUACUCUGGAUAAUGUAACGGCUGUGUACCGUUCUGAAACGGCUCGCAGGGCCGGUAACAUUGCUCGUGUACCUAUUCUCAUCGGGACAGUUGCCAACGACGGGCUUCUCUUUGUCCUCGGGGAGAAUGACACACAAGCAUACCUUGAGGAGGUGAUUCCGAAUCAGCCAAGUCUCUACCCGGCGAUCCUUGAAGCAUAUCUAAUUAGAUCCCCAGGUAUCGGAUCGACUCAAGAUCAGAUUGCCGCCAUCGAGACCGAGGUGAGAUUUCAGUGUCCUUCCGCCAUCGUAGCUCAGGACACCCAGAAUCUGGGAAUCCCUACUUGGCGCUACUACUACAAUGCUACUUUUGAGAAUCUGGCGCUUUUCGCCGGGUCCGAAGUGUACCACAGCUCUGAAAUCGGCAUAGUAUUUGGCACGUAUCCUGUCGCAAAUGACACCGCUUUGGAGGUCCAGACGAACAAAUACAUGCAGGGUGCUUGGGCAGCCUUUGCCAAAGACCCCACCAAUGGGCCUGGGUGGAAACAAGUGCCGAACAUCGCAGCACUGGGCUCACCAGGGAAGGCCAUCGAGGUUGACAUCUUUCCUGCGACAAUAGACAAAAGAUGUGCCUUAUACACGUCUUACUAUACUGAGUUGGGCACAAUCGCGUCAGGGAAAUCUCAGCUGAUAGGGUGA